Molecule: messenger RNA, 1333 nt
Organism: Mizuhopecten yessoensis (Yesso scallop)
Lineage: Eukaryota; Metazoa; Mollusca; Bivalvia; Pectinida; Pectinidae
Product: sulfotransferase 4A1-like
Exons: 6
Coding region: 90-974 (294 amino acids)
Biological process (GO): sulfation
Cellular component (GO): cytoplasm
Molecular function (GO): sulfotransferase activity
Source: RefSeq, a predicted model, not a curated record
UAAAUACGCGGUCUGAUAAAGCAUAUACGUUAUGUGUAUGGAGACGUAACACAUGAUAAUCGGACUGAAGGACACAGAAAGUUUUGAACAUGGCUCUUGUCACCAUCAUCGAUGAACAGAACAACAAAUAUACUUUCAAAAGAUACAAUGGUUAUCCGUUCAAUAUCGAAACUAUUGGAAAUGUUGGGGAUCAGCUUGACAAAAUAGCACACCGCAAUAUCAGAGAAGAUGAUGUACUUGUCUGCGUGUUUCCGAAGUCUGGCACACAUUGGCUGUACAAUACUGUGAUGAUGUUACGAUCAAGAUCCUUGAAGUAUCACGGAACGCCAACAAUGAUGGAAUUCCAAGAAUUCAAUAAAAUUGAAGAAAUGGAAUCGCCCAGGACGUUUGGCUCCCAUCUGCGUUUUCGGUUUCUUCCCGAGCAGAUGAAGCUUGGGAAAGGGAAAGUUGUCACCAUUGUGCGCAAUCCCAAAGACCUUGUGGUAUCGUUUUACCAUAUGCUGCAAAAACUUGGAGAUGUUGGAUAUGACGGAACAUUUGAAGGCUUUUUGAAAGUUUUCGUCUCUGAAGAAUGUUUCAUGGGAAACGGAUCCUGGUUUUCAUGGAUAAACGAUAUGGAAAAUUGGAAUGGUGCCAACUCCCUUUGCCUUUCCUACAACGAUUUCAAACAGAAUACUUUCGAGAAUGUUGUGAAGUUAGCCAAGUUUUUAGAAGUGGAUCAAGAUGAAGAUUUUCUGCGAUCAGUCACAGAAAGUAUUCAGUUUGACAAUUUAAAAAAGAGCCAUACUCUUGCGACUCCGGCAGAUGACCGUUGGAGUGGCAUUUGCGAUGAUGGACGGCUGCCAAUUUACCGGAAAGGCCAAACCGGAGAAUGGAAAAAAAUGUUCACUGUUGCCCAAAGCGAAGAGUUCGAUAAACUGUUUAAGGAAAAAGUAGCUCAGUUCGGGCUGAAGAUUGACGUCAGUUUUGAUUAAAUUUCUUCUUAUGGAUAUUAUAAGAACGUGGUCUUUUUGUACGUCUUUAUUAAGAUCAACAAUGAACACAGUCGGAAAAUACAUAAAUGAGAAAUACUCAGAUAUUUACCAAACGAUGUGAUGUUCCGAUGAUAAACAUAAUUAACAUUGGAAACGAGACAAAAGAAUAAUUGACACAGUGCAUUAAUGAACAAUAAGUAAAUGUAGUCAAUGUAGUAACAUAAUAACUGAGUAUCAAUUAUUACUUACAAAUAAUAUGCCUUAAACAGGCUAAUGUUAGUGUUUCCUCAAAUGACUCCAUUCGUAUUACAAAUGGCGACUUUCCAUCCAAGGGGAGUAACUUUGAAAUACCUCGACUA